Messenger RNA from Drosophila albomicans, 476 nucleotides. RefSeq lists its product as uncharacterized. The transcript is spliced from 2 exons. The record is from RefSeq and is a predicted model, not a curated record. The coding region runs from base 29 to 412 and encodes 127 amino acids. NCBI's taxonomy places the organism in Eukaryota, Metazoa, Arthropoda, Insecta, Diptera, Drosophilidae.
UACGUCAAACUCAAGACUUCUUGGUACCAUGGCUCACAGCAAACAAUUUCAAGUAGUCGCAAUUGCGAUUUUGUUGGUUAUGCAACAUUGCUGGGCUAUGCCAUUUGCGCCGACUGACAAUGACAUUGAUAUUGAUGGCCACUAUCAGGGCACGGGGGGAAGUGCGGCAGGCAAUGGUCGACCUGUGGAUUAUCACACAGUUGUGGGUCACUUCAAAGACUUCUUCAUGUAUCUGCCUGUCAUGAUGACCACGCUAAAGGAAACUAUGUCCGGUUUUCCCAAAUUCGCCGAGGGCGUUCGCAUAUUAUCUGGAAAGGGGCGUGUCGAUGGCGAGGACUGCAAGUGUAGUCAGAAUAAUCUGUCUAUAGGAACUAGCAGCGAGGUAUUGGACAAUAGCAAUCGCUUUGGUUAAUAACAAUUAGAAGAUAAUGUAAAUAGGUCUUGUAUAUACUUUAAGUUAGUGUUUAUAAAUAAAU